Messenger RNA from Didymosphaeria variabile, 732 nucleotides. It is a transcript of the gene SAR1, whose product is annotated as COPII coat GTPase. The record is from RefSeq and is a predicted model, not a curated record. The transcript is spliced from 6 exons. Gene Ontology annotation, molecular function: GTPase activity; GTP binding. NCBI's taxonomy places the organism in Eukaryota, Fungi, Ascomycota, Dothideomycetes, Pleosporales, Didymosphaeriaceae. Bases 1 to 732 code for a protein of 243 amino acids. Gene Ontology annotation, biological process: membrane organization; intracellular protein transport; endoplasmic reticulum to Golgi vesicle-mediated transport. Gene Ontology annotation, cellular component: COPII vesicle coat; endoplasmic reticulum exit site.
AUGUAUACGCAAAGCGAGACCGUCCAGAAGCGACAGCUGCAUUACGUUGGGCAAGGGAAUGAAGGCUGUGCAUCUUUACUGUCAAACGGGCGGGCUCUCCCAACGCGCCCGGAAAACUCCCUCGGCACAACACCACCGAGAACGUUGCUUUUACCGGAAUGGAUACUGAUCUUGCUCACAGUCUACGAUGUUCUGGCAUCACUGGGCCUGCUUAACAAGCACGCCAAGCUGCUCUUUCUCGGACUAGACAACGCCGGAAAAACCACGCUUCUUCACAUGCUCAAAAAUGACAGGGUGGCAGUUCUUCAACCGACCCUCCACCCCACUUCUGAAGAGCUCUCGAUCGGCAACGUGAAGUUCACGACUUUUGACCUUGGAGGUCACGCGCAAGCUCGCCGCCUCUGGCGUGACUACUUUCCCGAAGUCAGCGGCAUAGUUUUUCUUGUCGAUGCGAAGGACCACGAGCGUCUCACCGAAUCAAAAGCCGAGCUCGACGCUCUCUUGGCCAUGGAAGAGCUCGCCAACACCCCCUUCGUCAUUCUCGGAAACAAGAUCGAUCACCCGGACGCAAUCUCCGAGGACCAGCUGAGGGCAGCCCUUGGUUUGUACCAAACCACUGGCAAGGGCAAGGUGCCGCUUGAGGGCAUUCGGCCGCUCGAGGUCUUCAUGUGCAGUGUCGUCAUGCGACAAGGUUACGGCGAGGGAAUCCGCUGGCUUAGCCAGUACGUCUAG